This is a messenger RNA of Podarcis muralis (Common wall lizard), 2597 nucleotides long. Lineage: Eukaryota; Metazoa; Chordata; Lepidosauria; Squamata; Lacertidae. The record is from RefSeq and is a predicted model, not a curated record.
GUACGUGGGCCAAAUUGAGAAGGCGAUUGGGCCGCAUUCAGCCCACAGGCCUUAGGUUCCCUACCCCUGGUUUAAGCCAUGGGUCACCAACCUGUUUUUGGACCAAGCGGCACAUUUUGCUAGAGUGCUGUGAGUGCCAGUCACUGAGCCAGCCCUUCCUCAAAGAUCAAAGGAAAACUGCGGCUGGUUAACAACUUGGGUCAUGGCCUCUCUCUUUAAGGGUUGGCCUGUUGUUGGCAGAACUUGCUGGCGCUCCACUGCUUGCUUCACUCGUGAGGCGUCUUCCCCCAACAUGGCCCUCCAGGAGCAUGGACUUCAUUUAUUCCGCAGCGCUGUUGCCAGAGUCCUGCCAGGGCCUAUGCUGAAAAGGGCCCUGGUUUUGGAGCCAGGCGAAUGCCCAAGGCUUGUGUUGCACGGUCGGCCUUUUGAACUGAGGAGGAACUUGUAUCUGGUUGGCUUUGGGAAGGCUGUCCUGGGCAUGGCAGCUGCAGCAGAGGACAUCUUUGGAGACUACCUUGUCCGGGGAGUAAUUAGUGUUCCUCAAGGCAUCCAAGAAACUCUGCAGCACACAGGAAGGAGGGCAAUGUUGCUGAAGCCCCGGAGCCGCAUCCAAGUUAUGGAAGGAGCUAAGCACAACCUUCCUGACAGAGCAGCUCUGAAGGCAGCCAACGCUAUCCGGGAUUUGGCCGAGGGCCUGACAGCUGGGGACCUUCUCCUGGUGCUGAUCUCAGGAGGAGGGUCGGCACUUUUACCUGCGCCCAUCCCGCCAGUCACCCUGGAAGAGAAGGAAACCAUCACCAGGUUACUUGCUUCAAAGGGAGCUACCAUUCACGAGCUGAACACCAUCCGAAAGGCCCUCUCCUUGUUGAAAGGUGGGGGGCUGGCACAGGCUGCCUAUCCUGCCCAGGUAUUGAGCCUCAUCCUCUCUGAUGUCAUUGGGGAUCCUUUGGACAUCAUUGCAAGCGGCCCCACUGUUGCCAGUUCCCACGGCGCCCAGGACUGUUUUCACAUAUUGACCAGAUACAACAUGCUGGACACCUUGCCGCAGUCGGUGCAGACCGUGCUGUCUGGCUCUGCCACGGGGCAUAACACUCCCAAAGACUAUUCCCACGUCUUCAACGUUGUCAUUGGCUCGAACAGGUUAGCUUUGGAGGAAGCCCGGGGCCAGGCAGAGGAGCUGGGUUACUUGACCCUGGUUCUGAGUGACACGGUGUGUGGGGAGGUCGGCACAGUGGCUCGUCUCUACAGCCUGUUGAUUCAGCUCAUUUGCCUGAGCACUGCAAGAGGUGCCCAGACUGACCUUUUGAAAGGCAAGGUGGAAGCAGCACUCUCUGGCCUGGAAGCACAGCUGGCGAUCCCGGGCUUGAACUGUACGGACGCUUUGAAAGCUUUGCAAGAAUCCCAAGCAGGAAGACCCGUUUGCCUUCUGGCCGGGGGAGAAACCACCGUGCAGCUUCGAGGAAGUGGGAAGGGGGGACGGAACCAAGAGCUGGCUCUGCGAGUGGCUUUGGAGCUGCACAGAGCCAAGUCCACGGAGGCCGGCAGCUUUCUGGAGAAAUACGAAGUCGUGUUCCUGAGUGGCGGAACUGAUGGGCAAGAUGGGCCGACAGAGGCUGCCGGGGCCUUCAGCAGCCAGGAGCUGGUGCGUGAGGCUGAGCAGGAAGGCUUCAACGUGGAAACUUUUCUGAGCAAUAAUGAUUCAUACACAUUCUUCACCGAGUUCCAAAGAGGGCGCCACCUUUUGAUGACGGGCCUGACAGGCACAAAUGUCAUGGACGUUCAUGCUGUUUUAAUCAGAGCUAGAGGUGGUUAGCGAUGCACCAGACAUUCAGAUUCUUCUUACUGCAAAGGAAGAACUAUGGGCAAGUCUAGGCUGCAUGAAGCAGGGAGCCUUGCUGCCCAGACUGUCAGUGUCAGAUUCCAAAGGUUGCAAUUAGACACAUGGUAGAUGUUUCCAAGGCAAAAAAUAAUCAUAAUCCUGGAUAUUAAGGUUGCAUUAGCACCUCCUGGUUUAAGACUACUAACAUAAUUUUUUUUCUCCUGAUAGGUUUUUUUAAAAAGUAUCUUUUAAUUGAUUUUUUAAAAGAGGACGAAUGCUUUAAUUGGAUAAAUGCACUCUGUGUGGAGCGUCUCUUGCAUUUGAUCCAGAAGCUACAGUUAGUGAAGGACACUGCAGCACAGUUGCUGGCAGUAGUGAGACCUUGCCAUAGGAUUCUGCAGAUACUCCACACUCCCAUCCCAGCCACCACGGAAGGGUCUGCUGCUGUUUCUCUUCUGCCACCGGUGCUCUGAUGGAGAGGCCAGAAAAGGGAGCAUUCUGGGACUGGGGUUGGGAAAGGCUUUGGAGCUGCCCUCCCAUUCCCCUGACUCACUCCCAGAACAGGAGAAAAAAAUACACCAGCUCUGUAGUACUUCCAUUAGGAACACUCCCCACUCCAAAAAAGACCGACUGAAAGAAGAGGGGAGCAGAAAAAGGAUCACUGUAUCAGAUCUGUCUUCUGUUUCAUGUAUGUACAGUGGUACCUCGGGUUACAUACGCUUCAGGUUACAGACGCUUCAGGUUACAGACUCCGCUAACCCAGAAAUAAUACCUUGGG